This is a messenger RNA of Theobroma umbraticum, 1621 nucleotides long. The record is from RefSeq and is a predicted model, not a curated record. Lineage: Eukaryota; Viridiplantae; Streptophyta; Magnoliopsida; Malvales; Malvaceae.
CUUGCAAAAGGGGAAAUGGGAACGAGGUCAAAUUUCUACAAGAACCCUUCCCUCUCCUACAAGAAAGAUUUAAGUCUCUCCUCUGCUCUCCAAAACCUGAAAGGUAAAAGUUUCUCUUCUUCCCUUUUCUGUUCUCUCGUUUUCUUCCGAACCAAACAGGUUCAAGAAAUACACGAAUUUUCCUUCCUCCAAUUCGCAGCAUAUAAUAUCGCCACCGGAGAUGCUCCUCCUUCGGUGGAACACGAAGCACAACCUCCAGUUGACGAUAAAAUUGGGUGCAAGAAACGCUCGAGAGAGCGAAAGCCAUUCUCACCGCCUGAUCGUAGGCGUGAAAUCGAAGAGAACGAUGGACCUAUGUCUCAUCAGGAUUACAUUCUAAAAAGACGGAGGGAAGUUAGUUCAUCUCAUGGUUACGAGGAAUUAAGUGUGGAUAUUUUGCAAGCUUCCAGUUCGAGUGUAAAUUUGGUAGACUAUGGAAGUGAUGGAAGUGCUUCUUCCGAAUGUAAAGAAAGUCAGGAUCCUCCAGAUUCUGGUCAUGUGAAUGAAGUAGAUCAAGUUAAGAGCAGAAGUGAGCAACGUUUUCCUCUUCCAGGAGAACCUAUUUGUGUAGUUUGUGGUAGAUAUGGAGAAUAUAUAUGUGAUAAGACUGGUGAUGACAUUUGCAGCAUGGAGUGUAAAUUUGAUCUUUUGCAAAGCCUAGAAGUAACUGAGAAAUCCUUGAGCAACCAAAAUUCGUUGCUCUCAUCAUCUGAACUGACAUCUAUCUCUCUGCUGCCUGAACUUGCGGAGGACACUUGGGAUUACGACAACCAUCGCUGGUCGAAAAAGAGAUCUAGUCUUUGUACCUACAAAUGUUGGAAAUGCCAGAGGCCUGGACACCUUGCUGAAGAUUGCUUGGUCACCACAACUGAGCAGGUGACCAUGAGGCAGAGCAAGCUCACUUCCAUAUCCAGAGAUCUUCUUGAACUGUACAGAAGAUGCCAUCAGAUAGGGAAAAACUUAUCGAGUGCAAGCUGUAAUGCAUGCUGCAGCUCAAUAGGUCUAGCAACAUGUCUUGAUUGCAGCACUGUCCUUUGCGACAAUGCAGGUCAUUUGAAUGAACAUAUCCAGACCCAUCCAUCCCAUCAACAGUAUUACUCACAUAAACUUAAGCGACUGGUGAAAUGCUGUAAGUCCACGUGCAAGGUGACCAACAUUAGGGAUCUUUUGCUUUGCCACUACUGCUUUGAUAAGGCCUUUGACAAGUUCUAUGAUAUGUAUACUGCAACCUGGAAAGAAGCUGGGCUUUCGAUCAUUUGGGGUUCCAUUUGCUGUGAUGAUCACUUUAUGUGGCAUAGGAUGAACUGCUUAAAUGCAGAUGUGGAAGACCGAGCAUAUAUAAUCAGUGGAGACACAGAACGAGAGACACAUGUUCAGCUCAGUGACUUCAUUUUCUAACAUGGUAGUGGAGGCAAAUAGCUUGCUGGUGGGUUCUUCCGUGAUCCAGUAUUUAUGGGAUCAUAAUUCUUCGAAAUGGCAUUGCGUUUAGCUUGCCUAUAAAGCUGCACAUAAUCUGUUUCAUUCAAGUUUUAAGGUCUUGAAUAUCUAAAAAUAAAAAUAAGAGGUCUUUAUUUAUUUUCUA